UUUGCCGCGCGUGCACGUACAAUCGGGAUCCGAGUGCGCGCAGCGGAGGAGAGCCGAACGGUGAAGCAGGCACAAGCCGCCGAGCGCGCAGGGAGAGCCGCAAACAGAGACUGCGAGGAGCGCAGAGGGAGCGUCAGAACUUCAGUGCACACGAGGCCAGAAAGCUAAAAUGGGAGGCAAGCUUAGCAAAAAGAAGAAGGGAUACAAUGUAAAUGACGAUAAGUCAAAAGACAAGGAUGCCAAGGCAGAGGGCGCUUCUGCUGAGGAGAGUGAAGCACCGAAAGACAAAAAAGAUGAGGCCCCUGAAGCCAGUGAUGCUAAAGAGGUAGCAAACGACACGGCUGCCAAAGAGACACCGGCUGCGGAUGGUGAAGCGCCAAAAGAGGAAGAAAAGAAUGCUGCUCCCGCCACCAAGGAGUCAGAAAAGCCUGCCUCCAAUGCUGAGCCGAAAACAGAGGCACCGAAAAGCGCGGAGGCUCCUAAGGCUGAAGAGAAACCAGCUGCCCCUGCUCCGGCCAAAGAAUCAGCUCCUGCCGCCACGGAGCCAGAGGCGAAGGCCACGGCACCUGGCCCUGCAGCGGAGAGCAAAGGGGAGGCCGACGCCAAAAAGACUGAGGCCCCCGCUGCACCGGCCAAAGUUGAGGCGGCAGCAACUGCCUCUCCUGACCCUAAGCCCACAGAGGCGGCGGCUCCUGCAGCACCUAAAGAGGCCGCUGCUGCACCUAGUUAAACACCAGCCGCCGAACCUCCCGCCAAGGAGGCCAAUGCCACAGAGGCACCAAGCAAGGAUCAAACCGUAGCAGUUCAGGAUUAAUGGACAGCUUCUUUUCCAAAAUGAAGAAACAAAUUACCUAACUCAAUGAUGACAAAGAUUUAAAAAAAGAAAAUUAAAUUACUAGCCCGCCCAUAUUAUUAUAACAAUAAUAAUAAUAAUUGUAAUGAUGAUUAUGAUGAUUUGUUGAGUAAAGAGGACUCGAGAUAUUUCCCACCAAUGCGGAUGAUUAUUGCUAUUAUUAUUGUUAUGUUUUAAUCUAUUUUUUCUGCUGUAGUAUUUGAACUUUGAUACGAGUCUGUGUCAACCAUAUGCCUUUGCCACUUCACCUUCAUCUUUCCAUUCACUCAUAACUUAUAGAUUUCCCAUUUUUAGCCCUCAGAAGGCCUGCAUUCAUGCACUCACCUGCACCGUCUAUCUGAUGGAUGUUUUUGGGAAACCAUUCCGAUGGGAUAAAUGGGAACGAGGGGCUACAAAUAAUUUUUCCAAAUGGAUCUGCAUUAUAUCCGACCGGGAGCUUCCAGUUUUCCCAUACAUUGAAACUUUACAAAGGUUUUUCAUUUGAAGACUGAGAAUACUGAAGCUUUAAGAUGCAUUUCAAAGGUUGAGUAUUGCUGGCUUUGCAAAUAACUGUAGAUUUUUUUCACAUAAACUUCUAAAUUUUGUACUGAAACCCUUAGCUAAGUAUAUUCUAAGGAAACCAAGUGGUUUUUUAGCAUUUGUAAUACUUUAAGAUUUUGCAAAGCCUUGCUGAAAAGACUUUUGCAAUGUUCUUGUAAAGUUUGAAGCAAUUCUCAGGUCUUUGAAUGAAAUAAACAGUAACAUAUACAGAUCAGACAUAUCUAGCAUUGACUUGGAUGAAAUUCAAGCAGUACAAUACCUGAAUUGUUUAUACUUGCUUGCAAUACUUAGACAGUAAAGUUUACUUUCUUACGAAGACACUUUGAUUAGCACAUACUCUAUUAGGUAGUAUCUUUUUAAAAACAACAGACUAAACUGGCACUCAGACAUCCUGUGACUGUCUGUCCUUCCCAACCUAUUAAACAAAAUCCUGAGGUUGCACAAAGUGGCAAGGCUAUAAGAUUUUAGCAGUCUUAUGUUGUCAGUUUUUUUUUUAUUUUGGCCUGCAAUACUUCAGAAACUUCUCUUAACAUCUAAAACAACCGAAAAAAAUUUUAGAAAUCAGAAUGUUGGCGGUUUUAUCUGGCCACAAAAGGUAAAUUUGAGCAUUUAUACACUUUACCUUACCUUAGCAGUUUGGUAUUUAGAAAAUAUUUUGUGUAAAAUAUUAGAAAAUGUCUGGUUUGUCAGGCAUAUGAACUGUCGAACAUCUUGAUAUGUUACAGCCAUUAAUGAGACUUAUUUUUUGCCAGUUGAUCUUUAGAUUAUUAGGGCAAUUCAAGAUGUCAUCCUUAAAGAAAAAUUAUAUUAACACUUUUUUGUGGUCAGUAUAAGACAUGGCUAGCCUAACCAUCCUGCCAUGUCGGAGAUACAGUGUUCCUAGCAGCUGCAUAUAAGAAGGCAUAGCAGCAUAUGACUAGAAAUCAUUCAAUUCUUUUUAUUUAACAAACAAAUAGUGGGCUAUCAGCCUUAAGUUACAAACUGCUCUAAAUGAAAAAGAAAUCAUGCACAGUUACUUCAAAAUAAGUGUCAUUAUUUAAUGUGCCAUAUGCAUUGUUAAAUUUGGAAUUACUGCUAGAAAUAACUCUGCAAAGGUGAUUCUAGAGUACUUCUAAUUGUUCUCCAAAUCAACUAUUCAAAAAAAUCUGAAAAAACCCUUUUUUAUUUUAAACUACUGGUACAAUGUUUGGGAAAAGAGGACUCUGAAAAAGUCAAGCACUUUUGUUUGCAUAUUUUGAAAAUCUUUGUAGCAAUGGAGGAGAUAUUGACAAAAUGAAAGAAAGCUAUAUUCUUAAGGAAUAAUCAGUGUUUCCAAUUUCAUAUGAUUUUAAAUUCAAACAACAUAAAACAGGAAAUGUGAAGUUUAUUUAACAGUUACAUUCAUAUCUACCAUCACAAUAAGUUUUACUUCUGCUUGUGACUCAAUUCUUGGACAAAAAGUAAGAUACCAGCAGCUUAAACUCUGACCACCAAACCCUCCUCUUUCGACCUUUGCAUAAAUGCAGGUGUAGGUGUCGUCAUCUCUGCAAUCCAUCUUUCACCUUUUCCUCUCCAUCCAUACGACACACAGCGUCUUCCUUCCAGCACUCGUUGAACCGUAGCAGAAACAAACAUCCGAGGACGGUUUGUGUGUCAUUUUAUUACGUUAUUUUUCUUCCUCUCUUGACUCAGUAAAUUGCAUGUCUGUGGUUGGGUGAACCUGUAGUCCUGUCUUUUUGGUCAAGUGGAAAAAAAUAAAAAUAAAAAAAAUAAGUAUUGAUAAUUUCUCGGUCUGCAUCCAUGCCAACUACGAUUGAUAUUUUCAUUCCAUGUUUCACCGCAGCUAUUUCUACAUGUUCAUUCAAGCAAACAGACAAAAAAAAAAAAUGAUAUUGAAAUUGAUGCGUUACAAUUAUAUGUACUUGUAUAAAUGGUGCAACAAUAAUAAAAUGUCAGAAAAUGACUUAAA
Messenger RNA from Cyprinodon tularosa, 3341 nucleotides. It is a transcript of the gene basp1, whose product is annotated as brain abundant, membrane attached signal protein 1. The transcript is spliced from 2 exons. The record is from RefSeq and is a predicted model, not a curated record. Bases 170 to 730 code for a protein of 186 amino acids. NCBI's taxonomy places the organism in Eukaryota, Metazoa, Chordata, Actinopteri, Cyprinodontiformes, Cyprinodontidae.